This is a messenger RNA of Trichosporon asahii var. asahii CBS 2479, 2163 nucleotides long. RefSeq lists its product as uncharacterized. Gene Ontology annotation, molecular function: primary methylamine oxidase activity; quinone binding; copper ion binding. NCBI's taxonomy places the organism in Eukaryota, Fungi, Basidiomycota, Tremellomycetes, Trichosporonales, Trichosporonaceae. The record is from RefSeq and is a predicted model, not a curated record. The transcript has a single exon. Gene Ontology annotation, biological process: amine metabolic process. The coding region runs from base 1 to 2163 and encodes 720 amino acids.
AUGUCGAAGAGUGCCUCUCUGUCCGCCGCGACGGCCGGCCUGUCGAUCAGCGGAGCCGGCGGCCCCCAGGCCGCGCGCUCCACUCAGGGCUACCACCCCCUCGACCCGCUGUCGAAGGAUGAGGUCCGCGCCGCGACCCACGCGAUCAAGCAAUACGUCGACGCCCAGGAGAAGGGCGAGCACCGUUUCUGGUUCAAGAGCAUCCAGCUCAUCGACCCGCCGAAGACCGUUCUCGCCCCCUGGCUCGACCGAUGGCACCAGGGCCUUCCCGUCCAGCGCCUGCCGAGGCGCGCCGAGUGUCUCGCCGGUGUCAAGCGCCCGGACUCGACGAGCUGGUACGAGUUCUACGUCUCGCUCGACGGCGAGGCCAAGGUCGAGCGCGCUGUGCAGUGCCCGACCGACCUCCACGUUCCCCCCGACAUGGCCGAGAUGCUCGCCGCCGAGGAGGCCCUCCUGAAGCACCCCGAGUUCCUUGCCGCUAUCGAGAAGCUCGGCCUCCCCAAGCACUGGAAGGUCGUCGCCGACGGAUGGAUCUACGGCGCGGACGACUUUGAGCGCAAGAACCGCUACACACCCUUCAUGGUCUACGCCAACACGAACGGCAACCCCGACUCGUGCCACUACUCCGCUCCCCUCCCCCUUGUUCCCGUCAUGAGCUCGGACGACUUCUCUCUCGUCCGCAUCGACUGGACCCCCAUCUUCGGCACCGGCGAGAAGACCUUCCUCGACCUCAAGGAGCCGUUCCCGUGGCACCUGUACGAGAGCAACGAGUACGACCCGGAGCUCCUCGUCGCCUCUGGCACUCAGCUCCGCCAGGACCUGCGCCCCUACCGCGUUAUCCAGCCUGAGGGUGCCUCGUUCUCGCUCGAGGGCCGCGUUCUCCGCUGGCAGAAGUGGAGCAUGCACAUCGGCUUCAACUACCGCGAGGGUCUCGUUCUCUCCGACAUCCGCUACGACGGCCGCAAGACCUUCUACCGUCUCUCCGUCUCGGACAUGACUGUCCCCUACGGCGACCCCCGUGCGCCCUUCCACCGCAAGCAGGCGUUCGACCUCGGCGACGUCGGUGCGGGUCUUACUGCCAACGAGCUCAAGCUCGGCUGCGACUGUCUCGGCGAGAUCCACUACCUCGACUUUGACCACCUCGACGUCAAGGGCGACACGCAGACGCUCCAGGGCGUCGUCUGCAUCCACGAGCAGGACGACGGCAUCGGAUGGAAGCACACCAACUACCGCACCGGCCGCCCUGCUGUUACGCGCUCGCGCAUCCUGAUCCUGCAGACGAUCCUCACUGUCGCUAACUACGAGUACAUCUUCAACUGGCGCUUCGACCAGGCCGCUGCUGUCCACCUCGAGAUCCGCGCGACCGGUAUCCUCUCCACCGCGGCCAUCCUCCCCGGCGAGCUGUCGCCCUACGGCAACGUCGUCUCCCCCGGUGUCCUCGGCACGAACCACCAGCACCUGUUCAGCAUCCGUAUCGACCCCGCGAUCGACGGCCACAACAACACUGUGGUGCAGGAGGACUCUGUCCCGAUGCCGUUCGACGCCAAGAACCCGCCCGAGAACAACAAGUGGGGUGUCGGCUACACUGUCGAGAAGACGCCCAUCACGCGCUCCGGCGGUGCCGACGCUGCGCCGCACAAGAACCGCGUGUUCAAGAUUGUCAACCCCAACGUCAAGAACCCCAUCUCGGGCAAGCCGGUGGGCUACAAGCUCGUCCCCGCCGCGAGCCAGCUCAUGCUCGCGCACCCGGACAGUGUGCAGUACGCGCGCGCCGAGUUUGGCGAGCACCACGUCUACGUCACCAAGUACAAGGACGGCGAGUACUACGCCGCGGGCAAGUACACGAACCAGUCGUACGGCAACGCCAAGGGCAUGCGCACGUACGUCGGCCGCGACGACAAGACGGACAACGAGGACAUUGUCGUCUGGCACACGCUCGGCCUCACGCACAACCCCCGUGUCGAGGACUACCCCGUCAUGCCCGUCGAGACGCACAUGAUCUCGCUCAAGCCCUUCGACUUCUUCGGACGCAGCCCCGCCAUCGACGUGCCCCCCUCCACCCAGGCUUUCAACCAGAGCACCCUCUUCAAGGUCGCCAGCGAGGAGAUUGAGGACAACGCCCCCGUCAACGAGGGCAAGGACAAGGCUUGCUGCAAGCUCUAA